Candida tropicalis MYA-3404 is the source of this 2988-nucleotide messenger RNA. RefSeq names its product alpha-ketoglutarate dehydrogenase (gene KGD1). Lineage: Eukaryota; Fungi; Ascomycota; Pichiomycetes; Serinales; Debaryomycetaceae. Gene Ontology annotation, cellular component: mitochondrion; oxoglutarate dehydrogenase complex. The transcript has a single exon. The record is from RefSeq and is a predicted model, not a curated record. The coding region runs from base 1 to 2988 and encodes 995 amino acids. Gene Ontology annotation, molecular function: thiamine pyrophosphate binding; oxoglutarate dehydrogenase (succinyl-transferring) activity. Gene Ontology annotation, biological process: tricarboxylic acid cycle.
AUGCUUACUGCUUUCAGAAAUGCUGUUCCUCGUGCUCAGCUUUUGAAGGUAAAUAUUCCAAAAACCACUUAUACUCAAUUGAGUAAACGUUUCCUCGCUACCGACUCAUUUUUACAAGGAAACAACUCCACCUAUGUUGAUGAAAUGUACGAUGCCUGGAGACACGAUCCUUCCAGUGUCCAUGCUUCUUGGAAUGCUUACUUCAAGAACAUUGAAAACGACAAUGUCCCACCAUCAAAGGCUUUCCAAGCUCCACCAACCAUUGUUCCUACUGUUUCUGGAGGUGCCGCCGGAUUUUACCCUGGUCAAAGUCCAAUUUCUGAAGACGUUGUCACCCACUUGAAGGUUCAAUUAUUGGUACGUGCUUACCAAGUUAGAGGACACCAAAAGGCAAAAAUUGAUCCAUUGGGAAUUUCCUUUGGUGACAAUGCUACUGUUCCUAGAGAAUUGACUUUAGAAUACUAUGGUUUUACCGACAAAGAUUUAGACAAAGAAAUCACCUUGGGUCCUGGUAUUUUGCAUAGAUUUACCCAAGAUGGUAAAAAGAGCAUGACUUUAAGAGAAAUCAUUGACACCUGUGAACAAACAUACUGUUCUUCUUAUGGUGUUGAAUAUGUUCAUAUUCCAUCUAAGGAAAAAUGUGAUUGGUUGAGAGACAGAAUUGAAGUUCCUCAACCUUACAAGUAUUCUCCAGACCAAAAGAGACAAAUUUUGGAUCGUUUGAUUUGGGCCACCUCCUUUGAAGCCUUUUUGUCCUCCAAGUUCCCUAACGACAAGAGAUUUGGUUUGGAAGGUGCCGAAGCCGUUGUUCCAGGUAUGAAAUCAUUAAUUGAUACUUCUGUCGAAUACGGUGUCGAAGAUGUUGUCAUUGGUAUGCCACACAGAGGUAGAUUGAAUAUGUUGUCCAAUGUUGUUCGUAAACCAAACGAAUCCAUCUUUUCUGAAUUCACUGGUUCCAAAGAAUUUGAUGAAGGUUCUGGUGAUGUUAAAUACCAUUUGGGUAUGAACUAUGCUAGACCAACCACAUCCGGUAAACACGUCAACUUGUCUAUUGUUGCUAACCCAUCCCAUUUGGAAGCCGAAGAUGGUGUCGUUUUAGGUAAGACCCGUGCCAUCCAACAAUACAAGAAUGAUAUUGGUAACUUCAAGAAGGCCAUGGCUGUUCUUUUGCAUGGUGAUGCCGCUUUUGCUGCCCAAGGUGUUGUUUAUGAAACCAUGGGUUUCGCUAGUUUGCCAGCUUACUCCACUGGUGGUACUAUCCAUGUUAUUGUCAACAAUCAAAUCGGUUUCACUACCGAUCCAAGAUUUGCCAGAUCUACUUUGUACCCAUCUGAUAUUGCUAAAUCAAUUGAUGCCCCAAUUUUCCACGUUAAUGCUGACGAUGUUGAAGCUUGUACUUUUGUUUUCAACUUGGCAGCUGAAUGGAGAGCCACUUUCCACACUGAUUGUAUUAUUGAUGUUGUUGGUUACAGAAAGUACGGUCAUAAUGAAACCGAUCAACCAUCUUUCACUCAACCACUCAUGUACCAAGAAAUUGCCAAGAAGAAAUCUGUCAUUGACAUUUACGAAAAACAAUUGAUCAACGAAGGUACUUUCACUGCUGAAGAUAUCCAAGAACACAAGAAAUGGGUCUGGGACGUCUUGGAAGAUAACUUCAAGAAAGCUAAAGAUUAUAAACCAACUUCUAGAGAAUGGUUAACCACUCCUUGGGAAGAUUUCAAGUCUCCAAGAGAAUUGGCCACCGAAGUUUUACCACACUUGCCAACUGCCGUUGACGAAGGUAUCUUGAAAAAGAUUGGUAAAGCUAUUUCUGAAACCCCAGAAGGUUUUGAAGUGCAUAGAAACUUGAAACGUAUCUUGAAUGCUAGAAAGAAGAGUGUUGAAACCGGUGAAGGUAUUGACUAUGCCACUGGUGAAGCUCUUGCUUAUGGUUCUUUAGCCCUUGAAGGUUACCACGUCAGAGUUUCUGGUCAAGAUGUUGAAAGAGGUACUUUUUCACAAAGACACGCUGUUUUACAUGACCAAAACAGUGAAUCCACCUGGACCCCAUUGUCUAACUUGGCUGAAGAUCAAGGUGCUUUCAACAUUUCCAACUCUUCUUUGUCUGAAUAUGGUGUUUUAGGUUUCGAAUAUGGUUACUCCUUGACUUCCCCAGAUGCUUUGGUUGAAUGGGAAGCCCAAUUUGGUGAUUUUGCCAAUACUGCUCAAGUUGUUAUUGAUCAAUUUGUUGCUGGUGCCGAAUCUAAAUGGAAACAAAGAUCUGGUGUUGUUUUGUCCUUGCCACAUGGUUACGAUGGUCAAGGUCCGGAACAUUCUUCUGCCAGAAUUGAAAGAUACUUGCAAUUGUGUAACGAAGAUCAACGUUAUUUCCCAUCUCCAGAAAAAUUAGAACGUCAACACCAAGAUUGUAACAUGCAAGUUGCUUACCCAACCACCCCUGCCAAUAUUUUCCAUCUUUUGCGUCGUCAAAUGCACAGAGAAUUCAGAAAGCCAUUGAUUGUCAUUUUCUCCAAGUCAUUGUUGCGUCAUCCAUUGGCCAGAUCCAAUUUAUCUGAAUUCACUGGUGAUUCACACUUCCAAUGGAUCAUUGAAGAUGUUUUGGGUGAAAAAUCUGAAGUUAAGAGAGUUGUUUUGUUGUCUGGUCAAGUUUACGCUGCUUUGCACAAGAAGAGAGCUGCUUUGGAAGACAAGACCACUGCAUUCAUCAAGGUUGAACAAUUGCAUCCAUUCCCAUAUGCUCAAUUACGUGAUGCAUUGAACGAAUAUCCAAACAUUGAAGAUUUGGUUUGGACUCAAGAAGAACCAUUGAACAUGGGUGCUUACAACUAUGUUGCUCCAAGAAUUGAAGCUGUCUUACAAGAAACUGAAAAUUACAAAGAUUUGAAAUUAAGAUACGCUGGUAGAGACCCAAGUGCUUCUGUUGCUGCUGGUUCUAAAUCCAUGCAUGUUGCCGAAGAAGAAGAAAUCAUUGCCCAAACUUUUCAAUAA